Arabis nemorensis is the source of this 924-nucleotide messenger RNA. Lineage: Eukaryota; Viridiplantae; Streptophyta; Magnoliopsida; Brassicales; Brassicaceae. The record is from the annotation of a GenBank genome assembly.
AUGGUUGGAGGAGGAGUUAUCCAGCAGCUUCUGAGGAGGAAACUUCAAUCCCAAUCAGUAGCAACUCCGGUCUUGUCGUGGUUCUCUUCUAAGAAAGCUACUGAAGAUGUUGGGUCUGCUGGUGUUAGAGCAUUUGCCCUCGUGGGUGCUGGUAUUACAGGAUUAUUGAGUUUUUCUACAGUAGCAUCUGCUGAUGAAGCUGAACAUGGCUUGGAGUGUCCAAACUACCCAUGGCCACAUGAUGGCAUUCUCAGCUCAUAUGACCAUGCUUCGAUCCGUCGUGGUCACCAAGUUUAUCAGCAAGUCUGUGCAUCUUGUCACUCAAUGUCUCUGAUCUCGUACCGAGAUUUGGUGGGUGUUGCCUACACAGAGGAAGAGGCAAAGGCAAUGGCAGCUGAAAUCGAGGUUGUUGAUGGACCAAACGAUGAGGGUGAGAUGUUCACCCGACCCGGUAAACUCAGUGACCGGCUUCCUGAACCAUACUCAAAUGAAUCAGCUGCAAGGUUUGCCAAUGGAGGAGCUUAUCCACCUGAUUUAAGUCUUAUAACUAAGGCACGUCACAAUGGCCAAAAUUAUGUCUUUGCUCUUUUGACUGGUUACCGUGAUCCUCCAGCUGGAAUUUCGAUCAGAGACGGUUUACACUACAAUCCUUAUUUCCCUGGUGGAGCAAUCGCUAUGCCAAAGAUGCUCAAUGAUGAAGCUGUGGAAUAUGAGGAUGGAACCCCUGCGACUGAAGCACAGAUGGGUAAAGAUGUUGUAUCAUUCUUGUCCUGGGCAGCUGAACCAGAAAUGGAAGAGAGGAAAUUGAUGGGUUUCAAAUGGAUCUUUUUACUAUCUUUGGCUCUGCUUCAAGCUGCAUAUUACAGGAGACUGAAAUGGUCAGUUCUGAAAUCCCGUAAGCUUGUUCUCGACGUUGUGAACUAA